AUGGCGACAAAGGAGGAAUAUCCACCAGCCUACUCCUCCCAUUCUCAUGAUCCGGCAACGCUUGUCUUUCCGCCCGUUGCAACGGGAGAUCUUUCUGCCCCGUCUCGUCGAGAGGAAACAAUUCCCAGAACGACUCUGGAGCCAAUGGUGAUGUCGCCGAAUCCCGCCCCACCUAAGCUGCGGACCAGCAUCGAAGCGCAUCAUCAACAGUACGUAUUGUCGCCUCGAGAGCAAAUAUUCCCUGCGGUACCGACCACGCCUAUUGGAGAGGGCUCUGAGAUGGAUGUGAGGAGCGACGUGUCUGUCAGCAAUGCAAGCAUCAUCGACGACCGCAGCAACAGAGCAGUCAGUGUACUCUCCAUGGACGACCUUAUUGCUGCGCAGGCUUUGCACAAUCUCGGAACUGGUGAGCAGAAGACGUCUCGAUGUCAUGGAAUGGGCAUUAUGCUAAAGCUAAAUGCAAAAGACACACGCCAACGAACCCAGAGCGAGGACACGGAGCGCCAAGCAGCCAUUGAGCGUAACGAACCCGCGCCACCUGAACCGCUACUUUCUCUUCUGACAUCGUCUCAUCCUCUGAUUGGCACGGCCAUUAACGGGUCACUGUCUGCCUAUUCGUCUUCCAAAUCUUACUCGCCGCGAUUUCGGACAGGUGCAGAGUUUGUCGAACGGCGACUGACGCCAGUUGCCAAUACCAUGGGAACCGUCGGCCGCAGGACGGGCGUCGAAGGCGGCGUGAGAUGGUGGUUGGGAGGCAGUCGAAGGCCAAGCACACACCAGCGACGAGAUUCACUGGAAGAUAAUGGCACAAACAAACGACGGAAAGUGAGCGGACCGCAGAGCAAUGGCAUGGACAUUGAGCAAAACUCGCAGCCACAUGCUGCCCAAAUGACCGAGCCCAGUCACCGUCGGACGUCCCAAUCCUCAUUUGCGGAAUCGCUGCCAGCCUAUGACGACCACCGCUCGCCUGGCUACGAAGAGCAUGAGCAGACCGGCUCAGGCGCGCUCGUUACUACGCAGCAGGAUGAGCGGCAAGAAACGCAGCCCUCGACCUGGCAUUCCCGUCUGAUGCUCUCGACGUCUGGCCUCGGCGUGGCCAUGAGCGAAGAGUCAUUACGCAGUCUCAAGUACUGCCUUAGCUGGCUUCGCUGGGCGAAUGUUCACCUCGGCAAGGUCAUUGUCGCUUUGAAAAAUGUCGUCGAGGAAUGGGAACAAUGGCAGCAAUCAAGGCCGGGCUCGGACGGAUACCGCAACGCAAUCAUGGAAGACGGCGAAGGCCGCUCGAGAGAUGCUUCGCAAGCUCUUGUGCAAAAUAGUUCCCGGGACCCUGCAGCUCUCUUUGCGCGCAUCCAAGAACUCAAAGGAGACGUGCUCAAGACGCUCAAAAGCGUCGUCGAUGUCGUGUCCCGAUACGCCGGCGGCGCCCUGCCUGAGAAUGCGAGAGAUCUCGUGCGUCGACACUUGACCUCCCUCCCUCAGCGAUUCCGUCUCGCCUCGUCUUCCUCCAACGGCACCCCAAGCGACUCUCUCCAGCCUGCCUCGGAAGCUAUCUCGAGCGCCCACCGUGUGCUGGUCCUUGCCAAGGAAGGAUUAGACAUGAUGUCCCAAGUCAGCGGAGUGCUUGACGGCACCCUUGUCAGCGCCGAAGAAUGGUGUGAGCGCUUGGGACGGAGAAAGCGCGGUGAGCCCGAAUCGCCAUCCCGUGGUGACCCUCCCUACACGGGCGAUAUCAAAGAGCGGCCAGAAUCGAUGCAGCGCGAUGGCGAUGUCGAGAUGAGGAAUGGCGAGAAGACGGGCUGA
Molecule: messenger RNA, 1800 nt
Organism: Xylona heveae TC161
Lineage: Eukaryota; Fungi; Ascomycota; Xylonomycetes; Xylonales; Xylonaceae
Product: Opi1-domain-containing protein
Exons: 1
Coding region: 1-1800 (599 amino acids)
Biological process (GO): phospholipid biosynthetic process; regulation of transcription by RNA polymerase II; endoplasmic reticulum unfolded protein response
Cellular component (GO): endoplasmic reticulum; nucleus
Molecular function (GO): transcription corepressor activity
Source: RefSeq, a predicted model, not a curated record